AUGUUACGCCUGAUAACCGCACCAUCGAUACGAAAACUUUUACGGGAUAAAAGUAUCUGGGUGGACCUUUUUUCAAUUCUGCCGUACUUUAUUACCCUUGCUUUCAACGACAACGAAUCGUUAGAGAUACUCAAAGUCGUUUACGUGCUCCGACUAUAUCGUGCUUUCGAAGCGUUUCGUUUCUCGUACGUUUUGCAAGUUUUUAUACAAACUAUAACGGGUAGCAUACGAGAACUGCUGUUACUGUUGUUUAUUUGCUCUAUACUGGUAAUCUCCUUCGGAGCUUUGGCUUAUUACGCCGAACACAAAGCGAACACCGAUGGCUUUGAAAACAUUCCCGCUUCUUUUUGGUGGUCGCUUAUCACCAUGACAACCGUAGGAUACGGUGACGUAUCUCCUACCACUGUUGGCGGGAAAAUCGUCGGAUGCGCCUGCGCCAUCACUGGCGUACUUCUACUCGCCUUACCAACGUCUAUAGUGACGACAAAUUUUUCGCUCUACAACGCUUAUGCGAAGGCAAAGAUGAAACUACCGCCUCGGAAAAAGACUCAAGUUGUUAGCCAAGCUUUGAAAAGUGUUCAACUGCGAAGCAGAGAGGGACUAAGAAGCAGUAUGAAUAGUCCAACAAACUACUCAGCGUUACCAAAGACUGGACUCGAAGUGACGUUUCCAGGUAGUGCCUUAAAUUCUGCGGGCGCGGUGGCCAGUCCGCGAACUCGCAGGCAAGCGAUAUCGCCAUUGGCUCUCGAGUUGGACAAUAUUGCAGUUACUACUCGUCCACAGACUAACGGUUUGAAUCACGUGGCCCGCCGUCGGUCUAGUUAUUCGUAA
This is a messenger RNA of Paramuricea clavata, 831 nucleotides long. The record is from the annotation of a GenBank genome assembly. Lineage: Eukaryota; Metazoa; Cnidaria; Anthozoa; Malacalcyonacea; Plexauridae.